Molecule: messenger RNA, 4962 nt
Organism: Mesocricetus auratus (golden hamster)
Lineage: Eukaryota; Metazoa; Chordata; Mammalia; Rodentia; Cricetidae
Gene: Chrna7
Product: cholinergic receptor nicotinic alpha 7 subunit
Exons: 10
Coding region: 54-1562 (502 amino acids)
Biological process (GO): chemical synaptic transmission; nervous system process; monoatomic ion transmembrane transport
Cellular component (GO): synapse; neuron projection; postsynaptic membrane
Molecular function (GO): transmembrane signaling receptor activity; protein binding; acetylcholine-gated monoatomic cation-selective channel activity
Source: RefSeq, a predicted model, not a curated record
CGCGGCUGCUCGGCCAGGGUCGGACAACCGGACACGGCGGCGGCUCCGGCGAUAUGUGCGGCCAACGGGGAGGCAUUUGGCUGCUUCUGGCCGCGGCGCUGCUGCAAGUGUCCCUGCAAGGAGAGUUCCAGAGGAGGCUGUACAAGGAGCUGGUCAAGAACUACAACCCACUGGAGAGGCCGGUGGCCAACGACUCGCAGCCGCUUACCGUGUACUUCUCCCUGAGCCUCCUGCAGAUCAUGGAUGUGGAUGAGAAGAACCAAGUUUUAACCACCAACAUUUGGCUGCAAAUGUCUUGGACAGAUCACUAUUUGCAGUGGAACAUGUCCGAGUACCCCGGAGUGAAGAACGUUCGUUUCCCAGAUGGCCAGAUUUGGAAACCAGACAUUCUCCUCUAUAACAGUGCUGAUGAACGGUUUGAUGCCACAUUCCACACCAAUGUCUUGGUAAAUUCAUCUGGGCAUUGCCAGUAUCUCCCUCCAGGCAUAUUCAAGAGCUCCUGCUACAUCGAUGUGCGCUGGUUCCCUUUCGAUGUGCAGCAGUGCAAACUGAAGUUUGGGUCCUGGUCCUAUGGAGGGUGGUCCCUGGAUCUGCAGAUGCAGGAGGCAGAUAUCAGCAGCUAUAUCCCCAAUGGAGAGUGGGAUCUCAUGGGAAUCCCUGGCAAGAGGAACGAGAAGUUCUAUGAAUGCUGCAAAGAGCCAUACCCAGAUGUCACCUAUACAGUAACCAUGCGCCGCAGAACGCUCUACUAUGGUCUCAACCUGCUCAUUCCCUGCGUGCUCAUCUCAGCCCUGGCUCUGCUGGUAUUUUUGCUCCCUGCAGACUCUGGGGAGAAAAUCUCCCUUGGAAUAACUGUCUUGCUUUCUCUGACCGUCUUCAUGCUGCUUGUGGCUGAGAUCAUGCCUGCAACAUCUGAUUCUGUGCCUUUGAUAGCACAGUACUUCGCCAGCACCAUGAUCAUCGUGGGCCUGUCUGUGGUGGUGACAGUGAUUGUGUUGCGAUAUCAUCACCAUGACCCUGAUGGUGGCAAAAUGCCCAAGUGGACCAGGAUUAUUCUUCUGAACUGGUGUGCAUGGUUCCUGCGCAUGAAGAGGCCCAGGGAGGACAAGGUGAGGCCAGCCUGUCAACACAAGGCUCGACGCUGUAGCCUGGCCAGCGUGGAGCUGAGCGCAGGCGCUGGGCCACCCACCAGCAAUGGCAACCUGCUCUACAUUGGCUUCCGAGGCCUGGAGGGCAUGCACUGUGCGCCAACUCCAGACUCUGGGGUUGUGUGUGGUCGUUUGGCCUGCUCUCCAACACAUGAUGAGCACCUCCUGCGUGGUGCACACCCCUCUGAUGGGGACCCUGACCUGGUCAAAAUCCUGGAAGAGGUCCGCUAUAUCGCCAACCGCUUCCGCUGCCAGGAUGAGAGUGAAGUGGUCUGCAGUGAGUGGAAGUUUGCAGCCUGUGUGGUGGACCGCCUGUGCCUCAUGGCCUUUUCUGUCUUUACCAUCAUCUGCACCAUUGGUAUCCUCAUGUCGGCCCCAAAUUUCGUGGAGGCUGUCUCCAAAGACUUUGCUUAAUAUCACUGCAUGGGAGAUAGGGAACGUAUCUGGAGGGUGAGAAUUGGGGUCCUAACCCGAAGUGGAACAACUGAAGAAUUUGUGUAGCUGUCAGUCUUGAGACUUAGUUUCCUGGUUACUUUAACUAAAAAGAUUUCUGCACCCUUCUGUUUUCUUCUCUUACACUUACCAUUGGCAUAGCCUUGUCCUCAGCAGGGGCACUAAGUGGUCAUUAGCACUGUCUGGACAGCCCUGCAGGACAGAUCUCAGUGGUUCUAGUCAGCCAGUAGAGGCCUGUCCCGUUGGUGUUGCAUGCCUGCAUGCCCCUUGUCACAGGCUCACACAAGAAUUCACUGUCUGCCUGUGCCGUGCACAGACCUGAGUGAAAAGCCAGUCUAAGCAGCACUCACUGAGUCAAUUUCAACAACGUUCUUGGAAAAGGAAAGCAAACACAAAUUCAAUUCUCUGCAGGUUUUGCUAUGAUUUUAAUUUUUUUUUAUUUUUGUCUUUACCAAUUACCAACUUUAUACUGGUGAGAAUGUUGGCCUGCUACAUGAAAUUUUGAUCAAGCUGAUUCCUGUAGAUCUGUACUGUCAGUUCUAAACUAGGACUAAUCCUAGCCAAAAGCAUUUGGAGGCUGUGGCCCCUGUAGAUCCCAAGCUUCAUGGUAUGUCCCUCUCCUGAGAGGUUAAGUGAGUCCGUUUUAUUGGGCAAAAUCUGUAGGACAAAUAGAGUUCUGAGUGUUAACCAGCAAGUAGCUGACGCUGAGCUAAACCUUUUUGUGCGUGUUUUUAAAAUAAGAGUGUGUUAGUUGCUCUGCAUGUCAUGCUUCACUAGCCUCAGAAGUCUGUGUGUCUGUACAAGAGUGCACCAAGUGAACAUAUCCUGUCGCUUCCCCCCUUGUUGGGGCUAGAGGGAAGCAGGUGAGGCCCUCUGCGCUACUUUGUGCCCAGAGCUGGGGAGGGGUGAUGUAGUCCGUCUGGAUACCAAGCUAGUGCCAUCAGGAUCUGGCUUCCUUCUGGGAGCCGCCUUCCCAUGGCUUCAGGCGUGAAGUUGACUCAGUCAGUGCAUGGAUCCAACAGGGUGUUGUUGUGUGUAUGCUUUUCUCUUCCAAGUUAGGGUCUCACUCUGUAGCGCACACUGGUCUGUUUGUAUUUCAUCUCUUGUUUGUUAAUGGGGUCUGAGGUUUCUUCAAGAAAAGCUCCUCCAAAAAAUUAAUCUUACAGCCCCAGAGAUGGAAUCAUAAAAUCAUGAGGGAUGAUUAGUUUUCUCAAAACAACAAACAAUACCACAAAACCAAACCAACACUUUUCCCAGCCAUUAAUUAGAUGAAGGCUUGGUGAUACCCUGUGUGUAUGUGGGCGUGUGUGUGUGUGUGUGUGUGUGUGUGUGUGUGUGUGUGUGUGUGCGUGUGUGUGGCUGAAAAGAGGAAAUAGUAUAGAGAGAUGUGGACAAAUACGGAGACUUUGUUGAUUUCACCACUCACCAUCUGUACCUGGGUCUUUCCCAACAUGCAUCUGUUACAUCCAGUAUCAACAAAUGAUGCACAGUAUUUUUUUUUUGCUGGUAUUAUGUUUUCUUAUUAAAGUAAGUGUUAUGUCUUUUAUUAAAGUAAUUGGAAACAAAUAAGUGUGUUCUGAAACCUUAAGACCAGGUUUUUGUGUCUUACUGUUAGUUAAAAAUCAAACGCUAGCCUUUGCUUUGACUAUCUGACAAUUAUUGACACUGUAAAAAUAAUGAUAAAAACUAGCUGUGCUCAUAGUUAGAAGAUGUAUGUGGUUCAAAAUUGUCUCCCCCUAGCUCCCAUUUCCUCCUAGGAACAGUUUUAGAGACGAAAAAGGAAAGGUGGUGACAGAAAGAAGGAGGAGAAGGUAGAGAGACUUUGUUGUUGCUUUUCUAGAGCUCGUGCUUGAAAGGUGCUUUGUCCUAGAGAGCUAGUGUUUUGUCCUAUAGAGCUUUCCGUAAUGACAUCUAAAGGUCUACCUCAUUCCUCUUAAUAGCUGCUUAGUGUUCCAUUCCAUCUGUGGCUUACAAUUCGUUGAGUUAGGCUUUUAGCUGUGAACACAUAGCUACAAUAUUUCCAGGUUUUAUUUUUAUACACAAGUCUGUAGUUAGCAUUUUGGUGCAUACUGUGCCAUAUUUUUUGUGACUGUAUCUUGGUAUAAAUUUCAGUUUAGAAAUGGACCUACUGGGUGUAAGACUAUGCGCAUUAGACUUUUAAUAAAUAUUUCCAGAUGGUCCUCUGUGAAUUGGUCAGUGGAUACCCCCACCCAGAGUACAGUUUAAAGGGCCAGAUUCUCAGCUUUCUGGUGUUAAAUGUUUGCAUAUUUAAUUUUUCCCUUCCCAAUCUAUCUGGGCAAAAAUGAUGCGGCAACAAUAUUCUGAUUUUAGUUCAUUUUACCAUGAGCAAGGUUGAAUUUUUCAAAUAUAUUUUGGUAAUUUCAAUUUUAUAUUUCUAUUUUAUAAAAAUGUCAGUUACUUUAUUCUUUGAAUUUUUAUUUGGCAUUUAUUUUUGAUGCUAUUUAUUGACUGUGUAUUUAUUGACAUAUAGAAAAUUUAAAACUCUAUGUUGCUAGUUUAUUCAUAUUUCCCUUUGUAGAACAUGAGAUUGCCCUCUAGGAGGUCUUCUCCAUGUUGAGUUUACAAAUAUAUUUACUCAUAUUUUCUCUCUAAAACAAUAUUUUCAUUUGUUUACCUUUAUAACUUUUCAUUCAAGAUUCAUUCUAAGAAAUUAUAAAGAUCUAGUUAUUUUUCCCCAAGCGUGGCUACUGGUACACCAGGCAUAUAAUAAAGCCUUUCUGUAAUACAAUGAAAGUCUUGACUCCUUUUGGAUUCUCACCUUCUGUGGAAAUUAAGUUUCUUUAAGUGCUGUUCUGCCUUGUUGAUUAAUCCUCCUCAAUGCUGUUGAUUUCCAAAGCUUUACUCAUAUUAGUAUGAAUAUUUUUAAGUGGAUGCUCUCAUCUGCUCCCUCCCUUUUACUCUCUGUGUCAGAAGCAUCUGAUUUACACAGCGGGUCUUCCUGUUUGGGAACUCCACAAUUUCAGCUUGUAUUCAAACCUAAUUUUAUGUAGUCAGUAGGACUAUCCAGAAAAGUCCUAUGAAUUUCUUGCUGUUCAUUUCUGGGUAUCUUAUCAAUUGGUUGCCAUUUUCAGUCGGAUGCCUUAAUUUUGUUAUCUAGCCGAAUGCACAGGAAAGUAGUUGCGUUUUGUAUGUUAGUCAUCAUAAUUGUGAUCAUUUUGUUUCCAAGAUAUUCUUUUAAGUUGUCCUUCCUUUGUUUCUUUUUCUAAUCAGUUGCACUUGAGAACAGUAAUUGGCUUGUUUGCAUAUUGUCUUGUUCUUGUUCUCAGUGACCCCCAAUUUUACUUGUAUAAAGACAUGUAUUUUUUUCAUUAUAAUAAAAAUUAUCCAUGUAUCCUCUCAA